This is a messenger RNA of Trypanosoma brucei brucei TREU927, 1488 nucleotides long. RefSeq names its product chaperone protein DNAJ, putative. NCBI's taxonomy places the organism in Eukaryota, Euglenozoa, Kinetoplastea, Trypanosomatida, Trypanosomatidae. The coding region runs from base 1 to 1488 and encodes 495 amino acids. The transcript has a single exon. The record is from RefSeq and is a predicted model, not a curated record.
AUGUUUGUUUUAUGUACAGUUGAAAACAUGGGGAAAAGCAACGGAUGCAAUCCAAGCGGAAGGAAAAGGAGGAGGGGGACAGAAAAUACGAAUGUACCCCGAGUACCGCUUUCUCUGUUGCGGAGCCCUUUUGCUGACAGUGUGCCUAAACAUGUUGGACAUGGAGUAGCCGAUGCCGCCAGAAAUGUGGUGGUAGGAGUUGGCAUGGGAAUGAGUGGUCUUAUUGCAGCGACCAUAGCUUCCGGGAAAGAAGAAGGCGCCGUUGGUGUCGCUAAAGGGCUCGGCGCCGGUAUUGUCACACUUGCGGGUGGAACUUUGGCUGGCGUGGUGAUGGGCGCGCGACAACUUGGCCGUGGUGUGAUGAACACAAAAGCUGCUCUCCAGCAAACAGUACGGGGAAGAUGCUACUGGUGCGAAAUAUAUGGGAAGUGGAUCGAUGUACACUUGGAUGACAUGUUGGCUGAUCUUCCUCCAACGGAUGAUGACAUCUACCGUAAGUCUCGCAAGCGGAAGAAUAAGAUAAUGGACUGGGUAAAGAAAAGCUUGUCCCCUGACUCUAAUGAGGAAGACGCUGCUGAUGCUGACUCUACUGAACAGCAGGAUGGAGAAUUGGGAGAGGACUUUUACAGUAUUUUGGGAGUGGGUAGAGAAGCCACGGCAGAUGAAAUUCGAUCAGCCUACCGCCACAAGGCACUACUACUGCAUCCGGACAGGAAUAUUGGUGAUGCAGACGCCUCGCAGCGAUUUCAACGUCUUUUGGAUGCCUACAAUGUGCUGAGUGACGAACGGUGUCGCAUCGAAUAUGACACAAGUGGAAAAGUAAACCCCAACCGUGUGGGCAACGGUUCAUACUCCAACAUAGAGGAGAUUCUUGGCGCAAGGCACUGGGAGCCCUUCAUCGGUCGUCUGGGGUGGACCCUUCACUUCACCUCGCGUUUAUACCUCGAUGGUGAGCUCAGGAAAGAAAUGAAGAACAGGCGACGGUUGCGUUUGGCCAAAAUUCUUCUGCCACUUGUGGAUGGCGAUGACGCCACGCUCGAGGCCGCACGACCGGCAAUCGUGGACGCGGUCUGCACGCGCGGUGGGCGGAGUUUCAUGCCUUUGGUCGCCAAACAAUACGCCGCAGUCGCUCGUCAGCACUUAACAAGGGUUCCUCUCAGGCGGGAGAUCGACCGAUUCCGAACCUCAAAGUGGGCCUGUAUAUCCAGUAUGAAACUACUCACAAAGACGUGUGUAACGACGCUGUAUAAGGCUGCACGGAAAAGGCUCAGCGGGGAUCAGCUCAUCAACGCUGCGUUGGCUUUUUGUCAGCGGGACGUGCAGCAGAGUGUCGGAUGUGCAGCCAACCUUCUCCUCUAUGACUUAUCAGUGACGGACGAACACCGUGCCAGGCGGGCACGGAUGCUGGUGAAAAUCAGUGAAAUGAUUAUGGAAAUUUGCUCGACAUGCUCUUCCAGCCGAUCAGAAGCGACGUCCCAACGGCUUUAG